This is a messenger RNA of Linum trigynum, 483 nucleotides long. Lineage: Eukaryota; Viridiplantae; Streptophyta; Magnoliopsida; Malpighiales; Linaceae. The record is from the annotation of a GenBank genome assembly.
AUGUUGGCUAGGGUUGUGGACAAGAACAAACAGUUGGGAAAGUUUAAAGAUACCGUCUGCUCUAGGAUUAGAAAGAAGGUUGAGAAGGGUAAGGAGUUAGCUAAGAUGUGGAUGACAAGACCCUCACUUCAAGACAGGUUUGAAGUAUCUCAUGCGGACGAGGGUUAUGUUGUGUCUUUGAAAGAAUUUUCUUGCACUUGUGGGUAUUGGGGCUUGAUUGGGGUCCCAUGUGAGCAUGUUGUCUCGGCUUUGGCUUGGAAGAGGCUAGACCCCAACCUAUUUGUGCAUAAGUUCUACAUUGUUUCUGAGUACAAGAAAACAUAUAGAAGGGGGCUGCCUACCUUGGAUGGUCGACAGACAUGGCCCAUGGUGGAGGGGUAUCCAAUGUAUCCUCCAAAGGUUCGGAUUAUGCCGGGGUGUCCGAAGAAGAAUCGCUGGAAGGAGGCGGGCAAGCUUGAGACUCGGCCCCAUGAAGGAGGAUAA